UCACUGAGGUUUUUACAAUAGCUAUCAGACACUCUGCUAGAAGUAUCUCUGUGGAUAACUGUUAGACCUCCAGCAUGACGGCUUCUGUCUGUUUUUUCAUCUGCGCUGCAGUUGUGAGAGCAACUGCAGGGGAUGAAUUGGAGACAGUGGAAGUAAAAGAGGGAGCCACUGUAACUCUGAGAACUGACUGGCCUGGUGAGAGGGAUGCUGAUAUAGUUUGGAUGUUUGGAACUACAAAUACUGGCAUAGCACUGAAAGAUUCCUGGAGCUCUUCCACUCAUUAUGAUGAAAGAUUCAGAGACAGACUGCAGCUGGACACAAAGACUGGAUCUCUGACCAUCAGGAACAUCAGCACCACACAUUCUGGAGAUUAUAAAGUACAGAUCUAUCUUUAUACGGUCAUUUUUAACAAGCAUUUCAAUCUCACUGUUUAUGCAUAUCAGUCAAUGCAGUCUCAACGUAUCCACAUCAACAGAGAGAAAGAGUCAACUUCAAAUCUCUGCACAGUGAUUUGUUCAGUUACAAAUGGCCCGAAGGUCAAUCUGUCAUGGAUUAGAAACAGAGAUACACUGAAACAGAGCAGUAAUCCUGACCUCAGUGUCCCUCUCUGCCUCCAUCUGGAGAUAAACCUUCAGGAAAAUCACAUCUACAGCUGUGUAGCCGCCAACCCAAUCAGCAAUCAGUCAACCCAACUCAACAUCAUGCAGUUCUGUCCACAAAUUGAAAAUACAGGGAGUCCUAGGCAGCUUUGUUUCCUCCUGUGCUCUGUGGAGAAUGGGAAGAAUGUGAGUUUCUCCUGGUAUGAAGAGAAAGAGGGAAUCUCCAGCAUCAGUAGCUCAGAUUCCAGUGAACGUCUUUAUCUUCCUCUCAGUAUAAACCUAACAUUACGAAUACUGACACACUUAUACAUUCAGGAGAUUUCUCUUCUAAACUCUCUCUCUCUCUUUCUCUCUGCCUCAGUCCCGUCCCGUGGUCAGUAUCAUCAUUCAGUUGAGUUUGUGGUCAGAUUGGGGCUCUCCGCUGCGGUGAUCCUGGCCACCAUCUCCAUCCUGCUUUAUCACUUCACUUCCAGAACAGUUUAAACUGAAGGACUGAAUAGAUGGUGUCAGCACUAACAAACUGCUGAUGUUCUCUCUUCUCACACAUUAUAAGUACAGUUUUUUUUUAA
Colossoma macropomum (tambaqui) is the source of this 1168-nucleotide messenger RNA. RefSeq lists its product as uncharacterized. The transcript is spliced from 5 exons. NCBI's taxonomy places the organism in Eukaryota, Metazoa, Chordata, Actinopteri, Characiformes, Serrasalmidae. The record is from RefSeq and is a predicted model, not a curated record. Bases 75 to 1082 code for a protein of 335 amino acids.